UCUCUCUCUCUCUCCCUCCCUCCCUCCCUCCCUCCCGCAAGCACCUGCUUUAAAGUCUGGACUUCAUCUCACCUCAAAGCGCCCCUUAAUGUCCCUUUAAUUGCAGGGGCAAGAGAAGGUUUGGUGGGGGUUUUCAUGGAUGCGAAGAUGGCUAUUGCUGGUUUUCUUCUGCUGCUGUUCUUGUGCAGUGGGGUCACCGUGCAAUCUGAUGCUUCGAAUCACAAAUACAAGCCUGGAGAUCCCGUCCCUCUUUAUGUCAACAAAGUAGGCCCAUUUCAUAAUCCUAGUGAGACAUACCGCUACUUUGAUCUCCCCUUCUGUCCUCCAGCUCAUUUGACUGAGAAAAAAGAAGCCCUUGGAGAAGUUCUAAAUGGCGACCGUUUGGUUGAGGCUGCCUACAAACUUGACUUUCGGGUUGAUAAAGAUUCUGAUGUUGUUUGUAAGAAGAGGUUAUCAAGGGAUGAAGUUGCUAGUUUUAGGAAUGCAGUUAUAAAGGAUUAUUAUUUUCAGAUGAUUUAUGAUGACCUUCCUCUUUGGGGAUUUGUUGGGAAGAUUGAGAAGGAUAUCAAAGCGGAUGUGCCGGAGUUUAGAUACUUGCUUUAUAAACACAUCCAUUUUGAAGCAAUUUACAACAAGGACCGAAUUAUUGAGAUAAGUGUUCAGGCCAUUCAGGGUGAACCCAAUCAUUUAGUGGAUGUCACUGAGGAUAAGGGGAUUGAUCUUGAACUUACCUACUCUGUAAAAUGGAAAGAAACAGAUACCCCUUUUGAAAAGAGGAUGGGGAAGUAUUCGAAAACUUCGGCCUUACCCCACCAUUUGGAGAUACAUUGGUUCUCAAUUUUAAAUUCGUGUGUUACUGUACUCCUCUUAACUGGGUUUUUAGCUACAAUUCUCAUGCGGGUCCUGAAGAAUGACUUUGUCAAGUACUCCCAUGAUGAGGACGUGGCUGAUGACCAAGAGGAGACUGGUUGGAAGUAUAUUCACGGGGAUGUUUUUAGGUAUCCGAAGCACAAGUCUUUGUUUGUUGCCAUCCUUGGGUGUGGCACUCAACUUUUGGCACUUGCAAUGUUCAUCUUUAUCCUGUCUCUGGUUGGUGUGUUUUAUCCAUACAAUAGAGGAGCGCUGUUCACUGCUCUUGUGGUCAUUUAUGCACUUACUUCCGGCAUUGCAGGCUACACUGCAACAUCUUUCUAUUCUCAACUUGAGGGAACGAAUUGGGUGAGGAACCUUUUGUUGACUGGAUGCCUCUUUUGUGGGCCUUUGUUCCUAACAUUUUGCUUCUUAAACACUGUUGCUAUUGUGUAUAGUGCCACUGCUGCACUUCCCUUUGGUACCAUUGUUGUGAUUGUUCUCAUAUGGUCUUUGGUGACAUCUCCCUUACUUGUUUUGGGUGGGAUUGCUGGUAAAAAUAGCAAGGCUGAAUUCCAAGCUCCUUGUCGCACUACAAAAUAUCCAAGAGAGAUUCCUCCUUUGCCAUGGUAUCGAGGAACCAUUCCUCAGAUGGCUAUGGCUGGAUUUUUGCCGUUCAGUGCUAUCUACAUUGAGCUACACUACAUAUUUGCCAGCGUGUGGGGUCACAAGAUUUACACCAUAUACAGCAUCCUCUUUAUAGUCUUCAUCAUUCUCAUCAUUGUCACGGCAUUCAUUACAGUAGCAUUGACAUACUUUCAGCUGGCUGCAGAAGACCAUGAAUGGUGGUGGAGGUCUUUGUUGUACGGGGGCUCGACUGGCUUUUUCAUAUUUGGUUACUGCUUGUAUUACUACUACGUGCGAUCAGAUAUGUCUGGAUUCAUGCAAACUUCCUUCUUUUUUGGGUACAUGGCUUGCAUCUGUUAUGGUUUCUUUCUCAUGCUUGGAACUGUGGGGUUCCGGGCUUCCUUGCUGUUUGUUCGCCACAUAUAUCGCUCAAUCAAGUGCGAAUAGAAUCAUUCUCCACAAUCCACCUCGUGUUUUUACUGAGGGGGCAGUUGUAGGGCCCAUUGGAGCAUUCACCCAGGAUUAGCUAAUCUGGAAUGGUCUGUGGAUCUCUACGGUGUACCAUGUAGCAUACACCUUCAGUAUAUGACGUACGUUCUCUUAGUACAUGUGGGGGUACUUCAUUCUUAUUCUACCUAUUGUAGUUUCAGGAGAAGUUUUACACUUUUACCAGAAGCUGGGGUAUUGACAAUGCAAGCCCAUUGGCAGAUUGGGGAAGAAGAAGGGUUGUUAUAUGGUGAGAGAAAUCCUCAGCUGUUUCCUGCGUCUUUUAUCCGAGAAAUUCGCAGCUUUCUUCCAACUUAGUUCUGUAUUAUAUUAGGAAGUCUGUUAUUUUUGCAAUCACAAGGACUGUUAUUUUAUUGCUGGAGAACAAUUUUCUUUACCCCUUGCCUUGUUAUAGAGUAUUUGUUUGUUUGAAUGGUUCUGAAUGAAAUAUUGGCCCCUUUCUACAA
This is a messenger RNA of Amborella trichopoda, 2429 nucleotides long. Its product is annotated as transmembrane 9 superfamily member 2. Gene Ontology annotation, cellular component: membrane. Gene Ontology annotation, biological process: protein localization to membrane. The record is from RefSeq and is a predicted model, not a curated record. Lineage: Eukaryota; Viridiplantae; Streptophyta; Magnoliopsida; Amborellales; Amborellaceae.